This is a messenger RNA of Vespula pensylvanica (western yellowjacket), 4340 nucleotides long. RefSeq names its product KAT8 regulatory NSL complex subunit 3 (gene Rcd1). NCBI's taxonomy places the organism in Eukaryota, Metazoa, Arthropoda, Insecta, Hymenoptera, Vespidae. The coding region runs from base 455 to 3904 and encodes 1149 amino acids. The record is from RefSeq and is a predicted model, not a curated record. The transcript is spliced from 8 exons. Gene Ontology annotation, biological process: positive regulation of transcription by RNA polymerase II. Gene Ontology annotation, cellular component: NSL complex.
UUUGAUUUAACACAAUAGAAAUGAAGUUUUAAUGAAAAAUUUAAUUACUUUUCUAAAUUAUAUUUCAAUUCAUUCUAAGUUAUAAUAAUAUUUUAAUGAAAUGUGUAAGAGAAUGAGAAACUAGAAAGAACUAUGUCUAGUCUUAUAUAUACAAAUGCACAUAAACGGAUAGCCAUUGUAACUGAGCUAAUAUUUUCCUGUUCUUCGAAGUCGAGGUCAUAAAUCUUUUACUUUUAUUAUAAUAGAAUAUAUUGAAUUGAUUAAAAAAUCUUCAGUUAAUAUAUAGUACCUCGUGGAAGGAAUAUUAAUGUAUUAAAUAAUAUAUUUAUUUUAGUAAAGAAAAGAAAAUCUAAACAAAUUAUUUAUAUAAAAAAAAAUUUGUCAAAGGAAUUGUUUAAGAUUAUGAAGGUCUCCUACAUUCAUAUUUAUACUACUUGUUUAUGACAUAAUAAAAAUGUCAUCUGGAUUGGUUUCUUCUACUUCACUAGGUAGCUAUGAGCUACCAAGUCCAUUAGGAGAUACAGUGGAAGAUAAUUCUAAUAAAUUUACAACAUAUUUGCAUCAACUUGCUGGAAUUAAUGAAAUGGAGGUUGAUGUGAUACUUAAGGAUCAUUCUUAUGCUCGUCCAUGGAAUUGGAAACCAGAAAAUAUUUAUGUUAAACCAAUAAAAAAAUUAUUUUUUCCAAAAAUUAAUUCAGCCAUACAAGAUGAAGAGGUUGAUGUAGAAAAAACUGAUGAUGAACAACCAGUUCCACCUUUAGAUUUAACAAGAACGCGACAUGUUAUGGAUGAAUUCCAACGAUUAGCAAAUUUUGCAAGACCAGAUGAUAAUGACGACUGGGAAGAAAAAAUAGACAAGUCAAUGUGGACAUCUUUACAAAGCCGGAUAUUUACUAAAGUCGUUAGAAUAUUGAAUUCUGAGCGACUUGCAAGAUUAGCAAAGUCAAAUGCUUCGGUAGAGCCAAUUUUCCGUCGUACAUCAGUAAAUACUACAGCAAGAAGAUUUAGAGAAACUUUAGCAUCAGCUGGUUGGGAUUGGAGACUAACUCAGUGGUUACAUAGUUUAUUAUUUGAUCAUCUUUCUCAAGAGUACUUAGCUAUUUAUCUUGAUAUUUUACAAACAUUGAGACUAAAAAUUCCGCAACUUGUGGAUAAAAUGAUAACAGUACAGCCAAAUAUUAAUGCAAAAAAUGGCUCAAUAACAUGGGAAACUCUUGGUUCUUUAUUAAAACGAACUUGGGAUCCAAUUGCUCCUACAUUAAAUAAUAACAGGCUUAAAAAACUCCCGGGAAAUCCGAUUUUAAUAAUAGCUCCAUCCAGUAUUGGUUCCAGUAUUUCUUCUCGUCAACAUAAAUGGAUUACACAGUUAGGAGCAUUAGGAAUGGUAGUCAAUGUGCAUACACAUAUAGGAUUAGCAGCUAACAGAAUGACAAUGAUGGUAUGCAUUGAUCAACUAAUUCAAGCUAUGCGAGCUAAAAUACAGGAUAUUAAAAGUGACUGCCCUGGCAGACCAAUAAUUCUUGUUGGUUUCAAUACUGGAGCAGCUUUGGCUUGUCAGGUGGCACAAAUGGAACAUGUAACUGCAGUAAUUUGCCUUGGUUUUCCUUUUUCUACUGUCGAGGGAAAACGAGGUUCACCUGAUGAUACGUUACUAGAUAUUCGUUGUCCUGUUAUGUUUAUUAUAGGACAAAAUGCUUCUUUGGUAAGACCUGAUGAUUUAGAAGAUCUUCGUGAAAAAAUGUUAGUCGAAACAAGUUUGGUAGUGAUUGGAACUGCAGAUGAUUAUCUACGAAUAUCGACUGCUAAGAAAAUAUCAGAGGGUAUUACACAAAGCAUGGUAGAUAGAUGUAUUUUAGAAGAAAUAGGCGAUUUUGUGGGAAGUAUUCUUUUACAGCCACAUCCUUUACCUUUGAGAUCUAUAUCAGUAACAAAUUAUGAAAAUAAAAAUAACAAAAAGGAAAAUCGUAAAAGAAGAAAUUCAACCAGUAGCUCUGUUGAGAGUGAACCAAAUUCUCCUACUUUAAAAAUAUCUCGACCAAAUACACCAGUUUCUACAGUAUCUAUUGGAUCUAGUACAUCUUUGACUCAAGUGACAAGAACUGGAUCUUUUAGUACUCAACCAACUCUAGUCACAGUGACUGGUCAACAUAUUAAUCAAAGUUCAACAAUAAGACGUAAAUCGCGAGUUAUUAGUAAUCCAAAAGCACAAUUUGUAGAACAUUUGAUAACUUCUAGAGUACCUGCACAGAAAACUACAAAUUCAACAAGUGGUGGUAUAACUUUAAACAUUGGUUCUUUAGCAAGUCUAGCACCAAUUGGACCAAUACGUUUAGGUUCAUCCGUUGAUCACACUAAUACAGUUAAGGCAAUUAAUACAUCCAAAUCUUCAAUUACAUCAAAUAAAAUUCCUAAAAUUAUAUCAUCGAAUAUACCACUUCAGAAUGUUCCUAAAAUGAAAGCUAUUGUUUCGACAAAUAAAACUUUUUCAAAAGUAAUAUCAAGUAAUUAUAGACACACUAAUAUCAUCGAUAAAAAUGGUGAUACAAAACUGAUUAAUGUCUUGACAACAGGAAAUCAGUCAAGGAUAAAUUCUUUAAGUACCGCAGGACACAGUAAAUCUACCAAUGGAGAAGUAAGUGGAACAUUGUCAACAUUGUUGCACAAUGGAAAAAGUUCUGCUACUACAGUAAAUGGUUCUCCUUCUUCCCGUAUAUCUUUAAGUUCAAGUAUAUUGUUAACACCUAACAUCUCUUCGACGACUAAUACAGCAGUUACAACAUCAACUGUUACAAAAGCAAUGGAAAACAGAGAAUCCUCCAACAGUUCUCAACAUGUGGCCCUUAAUCCUACUCAUAUGUGGGACAUACCUAAGAUCUCACAGUUAUCAUCACAAACAGUUUCAGUUUCUAUGAACAAAGAUUCUAUAAGUACAUUAGCUGGAAAUAGUACUGCAAUUAAUGAAAAUAUCCAAAAUACCAGAACUACAUCUUCAUCUGUAACAGCUCCAUUUAGCUUUCAUAAAACUGGAAAUAGUGUAGCUAUGCCUAGCCAAUUAAAAUUGUCUCAUAAUGUUACAAAAAUAAUGCCAAAAAUUACACUGAAUACAAAUAACUUACAAAGAAUCCAGAAAGGAAGAUCGCAGACAGCACUAAAGAAAAAUAUUGUUAAUGAUAUAGAUGAUGAUUUGGGAAAUAUAUUAGACAUACCAAUAAUAUUUGCAAAGGAUGAUGAUAGUUUAAACAAUGUUGAAAAAGUAUACACAUCUCAAACUGCAGAUUCUAAAGAAAAAUAUGUACCUAAAUUUAGUAAUACUACAAAAGUUGUUCUUAUAAGUAACAAGCAUGAUAAACUUCAGCAUACUUCUAAUAAAUUUGUAACUCCUACAACACAAACUAUUAUAUGUCCCAAUGUUCCUGUGCAAAAUAUGAACCACGUAAUAUUGCAAACACAAUCACAAAGUUCAGUAAUAAAGGCAAAAAGUAGACUUGGAUUACCUACACAGAAUCGUUCGAAUCAACCUACUAUUAAGUACACUAAAAUUAUUUUAGCAAAAAGAAAUAAUACACAAUCUUCUCAAGUUGAUAAAAAUGAACAAGUUUUACUAUCAAAAACUUCUCAGAGAUUAAAUAAACCAAAAGUAUGUAUUUUUGAAAAAAAUGAUCAUAAAUAUGCUCCACCUCAAAUAAAAUAUCAAGAAAAUAAUACCAAUGAUGUAGUUGAAAUUGAGGAUGCAAUAAAAACAAAUAUUAUAGAGAGAAAAUAUGUUACAAUACCUGAAAUCGAUCUCACAUCUCCAACUAAAUGCAAUGAAAGAGAAACUUCGAAUGAAAAUGAAGUAAAAUUUGAAAAUAAAGAACAUACUGAACAUGCUACAUUGAAUAGUACUACAGGACUGGAAACAUAAGGUACCUUACUAUAUCUUCACAUUGUCAUGUACUUUAAGAAGAUUAUUACCGACUUUAAAGCAUGUUAAUAAAACAAAUGCCUGCCUCAAAAAAGCGCUAAUAAGAGAUAUACAUUUUAGUGGAUACUAAAUUAAUAAAUAAGAAUAUAUAUAUAUAUACAUAUAUAUAUAAUUCAAAUAAUUAUUAUUGCAUUAAAAAACUUAUUCAUUUUUUACUUGUACAUAUGUACACUAAACAGACUAAAACAUACAUUACAGCAAAUUUUGCGUGAUUAUUUUUAUGCUAGUUAUAUUAAAAGAAUGUGAUAUAUCUUAUUGUUUAAAGCAGAAAUAUUAAUGCUAUACACAUGUAAUUAUAUUGAACAAACAUGCAGUUAAUAUCUAAAAAAGACAAAAAUGUAUACUUAAAAUUGAUAUUAAAGCUUUUACUGCAAAA